Messenger RNA from Caenorhabditis angaria, 675 nucleotides. The record is from the annotation of a GenBank genome assembly. Lineage: Eukaryota; Metazoa; Nematoda; Chromadorea; Rhabditida; Rhabditidae.
AUGGGAUCGUGUUUUUCGCGAAAAGAAAGUCAAAAGCAAAUCGUGAAAAUAAAAGCGAAGGAAUAUUCUGACGAAAUUGGAUGGUUUGAUCUACCUUAUGAAAUUAGACGAUUGAUCAUUGAUUUGAUGGAUCUACAAACAAGAUCUCAAUUUGCACAAUGUUCCGAAGAUUGUUAUGAAGAAAUAUUUGAAAGUCGGAAUUAUAUAGAUCUAAUUGAAAUAAGUUAUGUAAUAAAAAAUGGAAUUCGAUAUAUUUGUAUUUUGGUUGAAGGAAAAGAUCAAAAAUGGUUGUUUGUGAUAAAAGAAUCAUCUAGAAAUGCUGAAGUUCAAUGGGUUAUGAAUGAUGAAUUGGUUAUGAAGAAAACAUUUGAGAAUCAGAAUCCAAUUCAAGUUCUAUUGAUAUAUUUUGAUGAUUUUGUAAAGAAGAAUAAUAGAAGUUUGAUAAAUAUUCGAAUUUUUAUUGUGAGUUUUUUCAAUUUAUUUUGCACAUAAAUUGUAUUUUUUUCUUUUUCUCUCUUUCAGAACGAUUUUCCUUAUCAUAAAACUAGUAUUCGUAAUUUUAAAAAUCAAAAAUUGGAACAUUUGGUACUUUUCAACAAUAAAUAUGGAAUUGACCCGAUUUUGAGUGGAUUUAUCGAUCUUCAUACAAUUCUUAAUUUUCAAAAAACGAAUUAA